Molecule: messenger RNA, 1236 nt
Organism: Ichthyophthirius multifiliis
Lineage: Eukaryota; Ciliophora; Oligohymenophorea; Hymenostomatida
Product: leucine rich repeat protein
Exons: 4
Cellular component (GO): cytoplasm
Molecular function (GO): protein binding
Source: RefSeq, a predicted model, not a curated record
AUGCCUAGAAUUACAAAAGAGCUUUUAAGAAGCAGAAGUGAACAUAAUGAAAUGUGUUUGAGUACAUUAGAAGAAAUUACACUUCAUUAAUUCGAAUUAGAAAAAAUUGAAUUAUUAGAUGUAUAUUGUCGCCAUUUAAAAAUAUUAUAUUUAUAGAAUAAUAUCAUUGAAAAAAUGGAAAACCUUAAUAAAUUAAAAGAACUAGAAUAUCUAAAUUUAGCACUUAAUAACAUUUCUAAAAUCGAAGGAAUAGAAGGUUGUGAGAGCUUAAAAAAAUUAGACUUUACUGUCAAUUUUAUUGACUUAGAAAAUUUAGAAGAAUCCAUGAUAAAUCUAUCUAAAUGUCCUUAAAUAAAGGAACUUUAUAUGACAGGAAAUCCAAGUACAGAUUGGGUUGGAUAUAGACCGUUUACAAUUGCCACUGUACCUUAAUUAUAAACUUUAGAUGGUAAAGAAAUAACACCUGCAGAAAAAAUUUAGGCAAAUUAAAUUUAUGAUGAUCUUUUGGUAGAUCUAAAUUACUAAAUAGAAAUGAAAGCAAUUAAAAAAAAAUAAGAAUAGGAAGAAUAAAAAAAAUAAAAAUAAGAAGAAAAUUAAAAUGAAAAUAAAGAAAAUAUUGAUGAUAAAGACCAAAAAUAACCAUAUAACGUAGAAACAAGAAGAAAAAUGUACUUAGAUUUGGCAGCAGAUAAAGAAAAACAUGAUCGAGAAAAAUACCCAGAAAAAUAUAAAGAUAAAACAAAACCAGUAUCUUCCAUGUUCAAACCAGAUGGAGAUAUUAGGUAAUGUAAUGAAGGUAAAUAUAAAUUUUCUUUGAGAGAAUGGGACGAUCCCGAAUAUUCUUUCUUUAUAAUUGAAGUUCCUAAAUUUAUGGAUACAAGUUUUAUAGAUGUAAAUUUAAAUCCAUGUUGGAUUAGUGUUAGAAUUAAAGGAAAAUUACUUUAAUUGAAAUUAAAUGAAGAAAUUUAAGUCGAAAAAAGUGAUAUUAAAAGAUCUUAAUUAACUGGAUUUUUGGAAAUUAAAAUGCUAAAAAUGAAAUUUAAUCAAGCUUUGAAAGCUUAAUAAGAAAAAUAAAAAACUGAAAAAUCUAAAAUCGAAGAUGAAAAAAAAUAGAAAAUUAAAUUAGAAGAGGAAGAAAGAAUUAAAAGAUUAAAAUUAUGUGAUAAAAUAGAAUAAAAAGCAAUUUAAAAACAAUAAGAUUAUAUUACUUUUGAUAAAAUACCGGAUUUAGAAUGA